AUGUCCAAGGCCAUUGUCAAAACUACUUUCGAGGCGUCUCGCACGCUGCGCCCUAUUUAUACCGGUGGCAGCACGUCGCUCGACGCUAGCGGUCGCAUCUUGUUAACUUGCGUGGGUGAAGAUGCUUUGAUUGUGGAUCUAGAAACUGGUGACCAGCUUGCCAGUUUGGAAGGCGAUGGGGAAAUCAUAACGAGUUUGGCUAUUUCGCCCUCUGCGUCGCACGCCGUUGUCUGCUCCCGGUCAAUGUCUAUGCGAAUCUACUCGCUAUCGCCUUUUGAUGAAUCCUCUAAGACUAUCGAGGCGGAACUCGUCCGGACCUUGAAGCCACAUGUCGCCCCAGUCAUCUCAACCACAAUCGACCAAUCCAGUACUCUCUUGGCUACUGGUGCUGCUGAUGGCAGCAUCAAGGUUUGGGAUAUCCGGGGUGGUUAUAUCACACAUAAUUUCAAUGACCGGGGGAUCAUCUCUGCGCUCUGCUUUUUCGAGGUUUCCACUUCGGAGGAUGCCAAAACAGCCACGAAGAAGAAGUCAAAGAAGCAGGCAUCCAGGUAUGGAGACGAGGAUAUGGAGGAUGCUGCUACCACCGCUACAGAUUCUACUGUGGGAUUCCGAUUGGCGAGCGGCUCUGAGGAGGGUAAAGUGCGCGUGUGGGAUUUGCAUAAGAGAAAAUCCAUUGCUGCACUCGAGUCGCACGUCUCUUUAGUGCGCAGCCUAUCGUACUCUCCGACAGAGAAUGCUCUCCUUUCUGCGUCCCGUGACAAGACUGUUAUCAUUUGGGACGCACGAACAUGGAAGACACGCCGAAUUAUCCCCGUUCUUGAAAGCGUUGAGGCUGCCUCUUUCAUCGCCGAUAGUGGGCUGUGCGUCAUUGGUGGAGAAAACGGCAAGUUGCGAGUAUGGGACUGCAAUCGAGGAAGCGAAGUCACCGCAGAGCAGGAGGCUGGUGAGGAGUUUGAGACCAUCGUGGCCAUCCAGUACUCCCCGGGUCUGCCCUUUGUCAUGACCGUUCAUGCGGACCAGACGAUCCGUCUCCACUCCGUCGAGCUGCUGUCUGAUUACAAACCUGGAUCAACCGUUGAGCCAUUGGAGAUUACUCGACGAAUUUCUGGAAAUGAUGACGAGUAUAUUGAUCUGGCUUUCGCCGGCCCUGAUCGCUCGAUGCUUGCUCUCGCCACGAACACAGAGAGCAUUCGAUUGGUGUCUGUGGCUCCCUCGGAGGACCGACCUUCCGCUGAUGGCGAGGAGUUCUUCGGUGCCGACAUUCAUCAUUUGGAAGGCCAUGAGGAUAUCAUUAUUUGCCUCGAUGUAGACUGGUCCGGUCACUGGCUGGCCACUGGAGCGAAGGAUAAUACAGCCCGCCUCUGGCGUCUCGAUCCUAAGACCUCUUCUUUCAAGUGCUUUGCGAUCUUCACCGGUCACGCCGAGUCAUUGGGUGCGAUUGCUCUGCCACGGGUGCCGCCCCCUGCCGGAAGUCCCGCCUAUAAUGACCCGAUCAACUACCCGCCAGCAUUCCUUAUGACUGGCUCCCAGGACCGGACCAUCAAGCGAUGGGAUACAGGAAAGCUGGGUCAGCUCAAGAGCGAUGAGCCACAUUCCCCUAAGGCUGUCUACACUCGCAAAGCUCACGAGAAGGACAUUAACGCCUUGGACAUCGACUCGGCAUCUGCUCUCUUUGCGUCUGCUUCGCAGGAUCGUACCGUUAAGAUCUGGGACGUUGAAGAGGGAGCUGCAGUUGGUAUCUUGCGAGGACACAAGCGAGGUGUCUGGUCGGUGCGAUUCGCUCCAAAGAACACUCCCAUUGUCAACACCGAGGAAGGAACUAGCACGAGCCGUGGCUUAGUUGCUACGGCUUCGGGCGAUAAGACAGUCAAGCUCUGGAGCUUGUCCGACUACACCUGCCUCCUCACAUUUGAAGGCCACACAAACAGCGUCCUCAAGGUGAUCUGGCUCCCACCUCCUCAAAUUUCUAAGAAUGAGGAGGACGAGGAGGACGAGGCAUCGGCCGGCAAGAAUGCCAAUCACACAAGGCCUCUUCUGGCUUCAGCCGCUGCUGAUGGGUUGGUCAAGAUCUGGAAUCCCUACAGUGGCGAGGCCGAGACAACUUUGGACAAUCACACAGACCGAGUCUGGGCUCUAGCUAGCCCAACACCAUCUGGUUCCAGAAACGAUGUCAAGCGAAGCUCUUCAAAGCUCAACAGUACACCCUUCGCCCUUGUCAGUGGAUCCGCUGAUUCGACAGUAACCUUCUGGACCGAUACAACCUCCGCCACAUACUCCGCUGCUGUGAAUGCCGAAUCCGAGCGGAUUGAGCAAGACCAGCAACUUCAAAACCACAUUCGCGCCGGCAACUACCGCGAAGCCAUCACCCUUGCUCUCCAACUGAAUCACCCUGGUCGCCUGCUGUCCCUUUUCACAGCUGCCAUUGAUGCUGCUGAGGACCCGACUCGAUCCGCGGAAGAACGCGCACUCGCAGCCAACAGCUUGUCCGGAAACCCUGCUAUCGACGAGGUACUGCAGACUCUCGGCACCUCUAACCUGCGUACGCUGCUCCUGCGUAUCCGGGACUGGAACACGAACGCACGUACAGCUCGUGUCUCACAGCGUAUCCUCUACGCUCUCUUCCGUUCAUACCCUGCCUCGACUUUCGUUGAGCUGGCUACGUCAUCCGUACAAGGCAAGAAUGGCCGUGCUGGAGGUGGCUUGAAGGACAUCAUGCAAGCCUUAGCUGCGUAUACGGAGAGGCAUUACAAGCGUAUCGAGGAGCUGGCUGAUGACAGCUACCUGGUCGAGUGGGUGCUGAAUGAGAUGGACGGUGGUGUCGGUCUUGGUGGUCUGAUGGACCUAACAAUCAAGUCUGAUAAUGAUGCCAAUGGAGACUUGGAAGAGCAUGAAAAGGAUGUGAUUAUGUUGGAGGCAUAA
Molecule: messenger RNA, 2919 nt
Organism: Penicillium daleae
Lineage: Eukaryota; Fungi; Ascomycota; Eurotiomycetes; Eurotiales; Aspergillaceae
Product: U3 snoRNA-associated protein UTP13
Exons: 3
Coding region: 1-2919 (972 amino acids)
Biological process (GO): endonucleolytic cleavage in 5'-ETS of tricistronic rRNA transcript (SSU-rRNA, 5.8S rRNA, LSU-rRNA); endonucleolytic cleavage to generate mature 5'-end of SSU-rRNA from (SSU-rRNA, 5.8S rRNA, LSU-rRNA)
Cellular component (GO): 90S preribosome; small-subunit processome; nucleolus
Molecular function (GO): protein binding; U3 snoRNA binding
Source: RefSeq, a predicted model, not a curated record